Colletotrichum siamense is the source of this 1689-nucleotide messenger RNA. RefSeq names its product Aristolochene synthase (gene Ari1-1). Bases 1 to 1689 code for a protein of 562 amino acids. Gene Ontology annotation, molecular function: oxidoreductase activity. The transcript is spliced from 6 exons. Lineage: Eukaryota; Fungi; Ascomycota; Sordariomycetes; Glomerellales; Glomerellaceae. The record is from RefSeq and is a predicted model, not a curated record.
AUGGCUACCUUAUCAAUCAAGGAAGAGGAUAUUCCGCUGCAGAGCGGCAGAAAGGCCCUUAUCACCGGAGGGGCAUCUGGGAUCGGGUUGGCCACAGCCAAAGUAUUGGCGGCUAAGGGUGCCGAUGUUGUUAUUCUUGACAUCUCAGAGCCUGAGGAGACAUUGCCGUCUACAAUUCGGUUCCGCAAGUGCGAUAUCAGCCAGUGGUCUGAUCUGCGCGAUGCGUUUGCCGAUGUUGGUGUCAUUCAUAUCGCUGUUGCCAAUGCUGGGCAGAGUGAGGAUGGUACUUACCUCGCCGACUCUUUCGACGCCCAGGGCAACUUGCUCGAGCCGAAUUACGAUGUUAUUGACGUAAACCUCCGCGGAACUUUGAACUUUGUCAAGCUGGCACUGCAUAACAUGAGAUCCCACCAGACGAAAGGUAGCAUCGUUCUCACGUCGAGCGCUACUGCAUACUUGGCCGAGCAAUCACUACCGGUGUACAGUGGCACAAAAGCAGCGUUGGUAAAUUUCAUGCGCGCCAUGCGCUCUACGCUUCGAGAUAGUGGGAUCACUAUCAAUACAGUUGCGCCUGCCGCAACAAUCACCAAGCUACUUCCAGCGGACUUGGCCGCACCAAUCAUAGCUGCUGGUCUUCCAUCCGCUGUAUCAAACAUCGUCCCAAUGUUCUCCCUUCAUGCGCUCGCUUCCCUCAUCUUCCCUCUUACAACGUCAUCGCCGAAGGUACAAUGGAACUCGGGCGAAAAGAUUAGCAGAGAGUACAGUCCGACCAAUUCAAAUUCAGUAUCUCGAUUUUCCGCCAAGAUUCAUCGAUUAGAGCCCCAAAUCUCUGCCGAAGUAAACGGUUUCUUCUUAGAGCACUGGCCUUUCGAGAACGACAAAGCGCGCAAGAAGUUCAUCGCUGCAGGCUUCUCUCGAGUAACCUGCUUCUACUAUCCUGUUGCCCUUGACGACAGAAUAGGCUUUGCUUGCCGGCUGUUGACCUUGCUGUUCUUGAUCGAUGAUUUGCUUGAGGAUAUGUCACUGGAAGAUGGGUCGGCGUAUAACGAACGGCUGAUCCUCUUGUCAAGAGGCGACACGCAACCUGACCGCAACGUUCCCGUAGAGUGGAUCACAUACGACCUGUGGAACGACAUGCGAUCCUGCGAUAAGGCUCUAGCAGAAGAGAUCUUGGAACCAGUCUUUACUUUCAUGCGAGCUCAGACAGACAAAUCUCGUCUGUCCAUCCAGGAGUUGGGGGAGUAUCUCAGGUACCGAGAAAGAGAUGUGGGCAAAGCGCUGUUGUCCGCAUUGAUGCGUUUCAGUAUGAAGCUGGAUCUCACUGCAGAAGAGCUCAAUACCGUCCAUGAUAUCGAGAUGAACUGCUCCAAGCAUAUUUCUGUUGUUAACGACAUCUACAGCUGGGAGAAGGAACUGAAAGCAUCUCAGACAGGUCACCAAGAAGGCUCGGCUCUUUGCUCUUCUGUGUCGGUCCUAUCUUCUGAGAUCAGCUUGGACUACAAAGCAUCGAAGAGGGUGUUGUGGACCAUGUGCCGUGAGUGGGAGCUAGUUCAUGAAGAGCUCGUGGAAAGAAGACGGAGUCUGCAGCCCUGCAGCAAGGAUUUGCAGUCAUUCAUGAAGGGUUUGGAAUACCAAAUGAGUGGUAAUGAGGCAUGGAGCGAGACGACUCCGAGAUACCAUUCUGUUUGA